Chaetomium strumarium is the source of this 312-nucleotide messenger RNA. RefSeq lists its product as uncharacterized. The record is from RefSeq and is a predicted model, not a curated record. Bases 1 to 312 code for a protein of 103 amino acids. Lineage: Eukaryota; Fungi; Ascomycota; Sordariomycetes; Sordariales; Chaetomiaceae. The transcript has a single exon.
AUGGCAUCCACCGCCAACGCUGACUACAUUCCCCGCACUACCGAGUCUCUGUUCGGAGGUGCCGAGCCAACGACGUGGGGAAUCGGUACUACCGGUAUCGCCGGCCCGGACAUGCGGGAUGGGAAGCCCGCGGGAACAGUGUUCAUCGGCAUCGCGUCUCCCGGUAAGAGUCACGUAUUCGGGCCGUUCAACUUCCCUGGGUCGAGAAAGCAGGUGCGGGAGCUCACCGUGUUGGAAGCGCUGGCGAGGUUGAGGGCCGAGUUGGUUGCUCGCGCUGAGGAGAACAAGACCAAAGUCGUCUGUAACAUCUGA